Penicillium pulvis is the source of this 846-nucleotide messenger RNA. RefSeq names its product RlpA-like double-psi beta-barrel domain-containing protein. The coding region runs from base 1 to 846 and encodes 281 amino acids. The transcript has a single exon. The record is from RefSeq and is a predicted model, not a curated record. Lineage: Eukaryota; Fungi; Ascomycota; Eurotiomycetes; Eurotiales; Aspergillaceae.
AUGGCCCCGAUCUCUAAGACUCUUGCCCUUGCUGGCGCUCUCUUUGCUAUGGCUGGUGUCGCUGCUCCUAUCGAGAAGCGCGCUGUUGUGUGGGAAACUGUCACCGACAUUGUCUGGACCACUGUCGAUAUCACCACCACCGUCUACCCCCAGGAGUUCGUCGCUACCGCGACUGUGGUCCCAGUGACCACCUCCGCCGCUGCCGAGACUGCUCCCACCGAGAAGUCUAAGCCCGAGGAAUACCGCCAGGCUCACACUACCUCGACCAGCACCAGCUCUACUGUCACUCCGGCUCCUGCUCCCGAGACUACCGAGCAGCCUACCACUGUCGCUGCCGCUGUCGUCGAGCCCACUACUUCUGCUGCUCCCGUUGUCGAGGCCACUACUUCUGCCGCUGCCGUUGUUGAGCCCACUACCUCUGCUGCCCCCGUUGUUGAGGCUACCACUUCCGCUGAGCCUACUUCGACCUCCACUGCUGCUGCUGUCGCUACCUCUGCCUCCACCAGCUCCUCCGACUACAGCGGCUCCUGCUCCGAGAGCUCCCCCUGCACCGGACAGAUGACCUACUACGACACUGCCACCUCUGCCAGCAACCCUAGCUCCUGUGGCACCACCAACGAUGGUCUGACCGAGCUGGUUCUCGCCCUGCCUGUCGGCAUCAUGACUGACUCCGACUGUGGUAAGACUGUUACCAUCAGCUACGGCGGUGUCACCAAGACCGGUACCGUUGUCGACAAGUGCAUGGGCUGUGACGACACCUCCGUCGAUCUGUCGCGCGCCUUCUUCGAGGCCUUCGACUCCCUGUCAGCUGGUCGUAUCUCCGGCGCUACCUGGUACAUCAACUAA